AUGAAACCCAGGGCCAGCCCAGCUGGGAAAAGAUAAAAAGGCCUUUUGGUGGCUCGGUGGCUCACUCCGGCUGGCUCCCUCUUGCUCUCAGCUGCUUUCUCACUGACAAUCAUGCGGUCCUCUUUGUCCAGGCAGACUUUCUCCACUAAAGGGGGCUUCAGCUCUAACUCAGCCAGCGGGGGUGGCGGGAAUCGGAUGAGAACCAGCUACAGCUCAGUGACUAUGUCCAGGAGCAGCGGCGGUGGCUGUGGGGUCCGCUCUGGGUCCAGCUCCGGGGGCUUUGGCAGCCGGAGCCUCUACAACUUGGGAGGCAAGAAUAUCUCCAUCAGCUUGGCUGGUGGGGCCUCCUCUGGCCGGGCACUAGGAGGCUUUGGCAGUGGGGCCUAUGUGGGCUUAGGGGCUAGCAGGCAGACAUUUGGGCCAGUCUGUCCUCCCGGCGGGAUCCAGGAAGUCACUGUCAACCAGAGCCUGCUGACGCCUCUCAAUGUGGAGAUAGACCCCGAGAUCCAGCGGGUGCGCACCCAGGAGCGCGAGCAGAUCAAGACCCUCAACAACAAGUUUGCCUCCUUUAUUGAUAAGGUACGCUUCCUGGAACAACAGAACAAGGUGCUGGAGACGAAGUGGGCCCUGCUGCAGGAGCAGAGCCAGAACACAGGGGUCGCCAGAAGCCUGGAGCCUUUCUUUGAGAAUUACCUGAACACCCUGAGGAGGCAGCUGGAUACCAAACAGAGCGAGCGGGGGCGGCUGGAUAUGGAGCUAAGGAACGUGCAGGAUAAUCUGGAGGACUUCAAGAACAAGUAUGAGGAUGAAAUCAACAAACGCACUGCCUUGGAGAAUGAGUUUGUGUUGCUCAAGAAGGAUGUAGAUGGCGCAUACAUGGGCAGAAUGGAUCUGCAUGGCAAAGUGGACGCCUUGACACAAGAGAUUGACUUCCUGCAACAGCUCUUCGAGAUGGAGCUGAGCCAAGUGCAGACCAAUGUGUCUGAUACCAAUGUGAUCCUCUCCAUGGACAACAACCGCAGCCUGGAUCUGGACAGCAUCAUUGCUGAGGUCAAAGCCCAGUAUGAGUUGAUUGCCCAGAAGAGCCGGGCUGAGGCUGAGUCCUGGUACCAGACCAAGUAUGAAGAGCUGCAGGUGACAGCUGGGAAGCACGGGGACAGCCUUCGAGACACUAAAAACGAGAUCGCAGAACUUACUCGCACCAUUCAGAGACUGCAGGGCGAGGUGGAUGCAGCCAAGAAACAGUGCCAGCAGCUGCAGACAGCCAUUGCAGAAGCAGAGCAGAAUGGGGAGAUGGCACUCAAAGAUGCUAAGAAGAAGCUUGGAGAUCUAGACACAGCCCUGCACCAGGCCAAGGAGGACCUGGCCCGGAUGCUGCGUGAAUACCAGGAUCUCGUGAGCGUCAAGCUGGCCCUGGAUAUGGAGAUCGCCACCUACCGCAAGCUGCUGGAGAGCGAGGAGAGCAGGAUGUCUGGAGAUUGUCCCAGCGCAAUCAGUAUCUCGGUGACCGGCAACUCUACCUCCGUGUGCGCAGGAGGCGCGUCUGGCUUCGGGAGCGGCCUCUCUCUGGGCGGAGCUGGCGGGGCCAGCAAGGGCGGCUUCGGUGCUAGUGUGAGCUAUGGCUCUGCCAAAGGCGGUCAGGUCUCUGGGGGAACCUCCAUCCUACGGAAGACCACCACAGUCAAGACCUCUAGCCGGAGAUACUAGCGGCAAGGCUUUUGGAGUUGGGCCUUGGUCCUCGUGCUGGCCAUGGCUUCUCGGGACCACAAGGCUGAGUAUUUGUAGUGCACAAUUUACAUAUAAUUUGCAUUUGGGAAAGGGCUCGCGUUUACUCAGGUUUUUCUCCUUGGUUAUGCAGUGGAAUGGGAGGGAAGUUAGGGUCUCCAGCUGGUUGAUUUGGGGGUGACCUGACCAUUUAGAGGGGGUAGGGUGUCCAGUUCUACUUUUCACCUCAGCAGACCUGCUCUGAGUUCAGGGCAAGCUGCAGGAGGCAGAAGGGGUUGCCAGAGACCUGCAGCUCCUCAUCCUCUCACCAGAACCGCCUUGUCACCUCAUGGUCAAGUCCCUGUCUGUGCCUGUGAUGUGUCUCAAUAAACAGCAACUACCGCAA
Mastomys coucha (southern multimammate mouse) is the source of this 2110-nucleotide messenger RNA. RefSeq names its product keratin 79 (gene Krt79). Gene Ontology annotation, cellular component: keratin filament. Gene Ontology annotation, molecular function: structural constituent of skin epidermis. Lineage: Eukaryota; Metazoa; Chordata; Mammalia; Rodentia; Muridae. The record is from RefSeq and is a predicted model, not a curated record. The transcript is spliced from 9 exons. Gene Ontology annotation, biological process: intermediate filament organization; keratinization. Bases 112 to 1707 code for a protein of 531 amino acids.